AGUUGAGCGACGCACUGUGUUUAGGGAAGUCGGGUGAUUCGUUAGUGCUCGUGCCAAGUGACAUGGCUUCAACAUGUGCAUGUAUUUUCGUGUUGCUAUGUUUCUUAUCAUCGGCAAAUGCCUUUUUCUUCUCGAAAAGUCCCGUCAACUGCUCCGCGUCUGAGCGACGAUGUACAGAGGACAGCGCCUGCUUGGCUGCCAAGCUCUGGUGUGACGGGAUAGAACACUGCAACAAUGGCGAGGACGAGAGAGAGUGCGCGCAAAGAGGUUCCCGGGAGUGUUUGGACCAGAGUCUCUGGUUCCUGUGCAGCAACAAGCGCUGUAUCAGCAGGGAUUUGUGGUGUGACGGCCACGACGACUGCAUGGACCGUUCAGAUGAGGACAGCUGCCCCUUACACGCCUUGACUACCAAGAACUGCAGUGCUGCCGAGUUCCGGUGUGACAACGGAAGUAGCUGUAUUCCUCUAGACUGGCGUUGUGACGGAUCUGCGGACUGUAUGGACGAAACCGACGAGAGCAAGUGCUCCUGUCCACCUGGCCUGUACCAGUGCCCCAACAGCACGCGGCUGGUUUGUCUGAUCCAGUCGCAGAGGUGUGAUAACAAGCCGGACUGUGACGACGGCGCGGAUGAGACCGGCCCCGAGUGCGCCAUUCGGUCUCAGUGCACCAAGGCCCGGGGAAUGUUUCUGUGUAAGGAUGGCCUUGAGUGCAUGGACGGGGGCAAGGAGUGUGAUGGCAAGGUGGACUGCACCGACCAGUCGGAUGAAAGUAACUGCACAUUCUGUUCUCAACACGAGUGUGAACACGGCUGCACGAGAACAGGGCUCAACGCUACCUGCACGUGCUUGAAGGGCUAUCGUCUGCUCGCUGAUGGAAAAAGAUGCAGAGACUUUGACGAGUGUGCGAAUCAGACUCCGAGACACCGACUCUGCAGCCAGGAGUGCAAGAAUAACAUCGGCAGUUACAGGUGCAGCUGUAUUGAUGGUUACAGGCUGAACAAAGACGGGAGUCGCUGUGAUGCCAAAGGACGAGAAGCAACGAUGAUUGUGGCCAACGGGAACAUGAUUCGGACGUUCACCCUGAAGUUGGGCCAGUACAACAGCCUGCAGAAUGGCCUUCAAGAUGUCAUUGACAUUGCUGUGGACAGCCACAACCAGAGGAUCUUUUGGACUGAUGGCUACAGUAGGCAGGUUCUCUCGAUUGACAUAUUGGGCAACAACCAUCGAUCCCUCGUAGUUCACGGGCUGAAGUCUCCGAAAGGUCUGACGUAUGACUGGCUGAACAAUCUGCUGUACAUUGUGGAUGAUGGGAGGAAGGCUAUCCUGGCGUGUCGGGCGGAUGGAGCGUUCUGCACCUCGGUCCUAGACGGGCUCACGGCUCCCCGGGAUAUUGUUGUAGAUCCCAUAGCGAGUUACCUCUACUGGACGGACAUGACAAGCCGCCCGACAAUCAUGCGCAGUGACGCUGACGGAAGUAACAUCAUGACUCUGGUGAGUGAGCGGAUGGGGCAGCCACGUGACCUAGUGAUCGACUACACCACCAACUGCCUGUACUGGAUUGAUGCGCAGCCGCACAACAGUCGUGUGGAGAGACUGUGCCCAGGGAAGGAAGCUGUGAAAGAGAUUGUACUAGCCCACGAUAUCCGUGAUCCUAAGUCUCUGGCCCUCCUAGAAGAUGAGAUUUACUGGUCAAACGAGGGACGGGUGGUCCGUGACGACAAGUUCGACGGCAGGAAGCGAGAACUGGUUCUUAAAGACAUGCCAGUGGUCAGCAACCUCGACAUCAUGCAUCCUGCACUACAGCCACGACCACGGGAUUUCACGGCCACCUGUCCCGGAACGUGCAGCCACGUCUGCCUGCCAAGCCACCGCUCCUCUUACGUCUGCGCAUGCCCGACUGAUCUGAUUCUUGGCGCAGACGGCUCCCAGUGUGUGAGAGAUGAAAAUGCAACGUACAUUCUCAUUGGCCAACAGACCCAGGUUUUGGAGUUUUCGGUUGGUCACCUUGGCAACGAUGCCUACAAAAAUGUUGACAUCAACUAUCUGAACAACAUAUAUCUUGUUGACUAUGACCCAGUCAACAACAGCAUUGUGUUCGUGGACAAGGACAGUCGUAAGAGACCCAUCAUCUGCUCAGCCCAGAUCACCAGGGGGUCCCAGAUGAGGAAAAACGUGUUGGUAGACCAGGAUAUCCUCAGUGUAGAGGGCUUGGCGGUGGACUGGGUAGCCCGCAAUGUGUUUUGGCUGGACCUGCGGAAGAGAACGAUAGAAGUAGCGAAGCUGGAUGGCUCCUCACGCGUUGUUGUUACGGACCAGUCGUUGGCCGAACCGCAUGGUCUGGCCUUGUACCUUGAAGCCGGAGUUCUGUUUUAUGCUGACUGGGGCGAACGACCCCACAUUCAGAGAUGUGACAUGGACGCAACCAACUGCAUCCUGAUCGUGGAUGAACGGAUACGACAACCCAACUCCCUGACGGUGGACCCUGACAAGUACCGGCUGUACUGGAGCGAUAUGAAGCUUGAAAUGAUCUACUCUGUCGCCAUCGAUGGCUCGGACCGCGCCUCACACGUUUUUGCAAAGAACAUCAAUUCCAUAGUAGUGGACGGAAGUUUGAUCUACUGGACCGAUGGUCUGACAGAUGCUGUGCACUUGAUCAACAGCUCGCGGCGCCAUGGCGACCAGAUGGACUACCACAGUGGACACACGGGGCUCACGGGGAUGGCACUGGUCAACACGAAGAAGACCAAGCCAGUAGAAAAUGGAUGCAGCCAUGACAACGGUGGCUGCUCUCACAUCUGCUUGGCCAAGGAACAAGGUGCCGUGUGCAGAUGCCCUGCCAAUAUGACGCUUGGAGCUAAUCAUGUCACUUGCUACGACAAACACUGCGAUAACAACGAGAUCCUGUGUGCUCCGCUUGGCCAGUGUCUGGACAACGCCACCAAGUGUAAUGGCCAGGACGACUGUCCAGAUAGUUCCGACGAAGAGGGCUGUCCAGCGACGUGUUGGACCGAGGAGUUCCAGUGCGCGGACGGCACCUGCAUCAAGGGCUUGUGGAAGUGUGAUGCGGAUGCAGACUGCGCGGAUGGUAGUGAUGAGGUCAAUUGCCCAGAACGCGCAUGUGAAGCAGACGAGUUCCGGUGCGACAGGAUCCGGUGUCUUCCCGCUUCCCACUACGUCUGCAACAACGACAAGGACUGCAGGGAUGGCACUGAUGAGAUGAACUGCCCACUCUGUAAACCAGAAGAGAUUCUGUGCUCUGACAACAAGACGUGCUACAGCCAGUCGUGGAUGUGUGAUGGCGACAACGACUGUCCCGACGGCAGCGAUGAACACGACUGCAACAACACUUGUUCACCUUCCCAGUUUGCAUGUACCAGUGGUCAGUGUAUUGACCUGGUCAGCAAAUGUGACCACUUUCCUGACUGCUUGGAUGAAUCUGACGAAGCUGAUUGUAAGAUGAAGACCAACAUAUUAGAAGCAGAGUGUCCUAAGGGAGACUACGCGUGUUCCAUGUUUCUUGGAAUCAACAAGUGUGUCCGAAAAGAUGUUAUGUGCAACGGGUACAGAGACUGUCCCCAUGGAGACGACGAAACAAACUGUCAAUUGGAGUGUGGCGAAAAUGAGUUCAAGUGUCGGACCGGAGAUCACUGCAUCGCUAAGUCCUUGGUGUGUGACGUGGGCUUUGACUGCCCAGAUGGCUCCGACGAGGACUGGGAAAACUGCGGCGCGUGUCCCGCGGGUACAUUCCAGUGCCUGAGUGGCCAGUGUAUUGAGGGGAAGCUCCAGUGUGACCUCAAGCCUGACUGUCCGGACGGAUCUGAUGAGACGGAACUGUGUGGUAAAUCCUGCAAGUUUGCAAACCUUGGCUGUAGUCAUAACUGCACGAUAACCAACGGAGGUGCACGGUGUAUUUGUCGCCAUGGCUACGAUUUGGGAGAAGAUUUAAGAAGCUGUUUGGAUAUCAACGAGUGUGAACACAUGAAUGGGACAUGCGGGCAAAUAUGUGAGAAUCUCAAGGGAGGUUACUCUUGUCACUGCACGGAAGGCUACAGCCUCGCGAUUGAUGGCCACACGUGUAAAGCACUGGGUGAGCGUCCGUACCUUCUGAUUGCUCACCUUCACGGCAUCAGCAAGAUCAACCUCAACACCAAAUCUAACGACUACACCAUCGAGACGUCACCACCGCCGAUGUUCAUUGAUGUACUCACACAGCCAGAAAGGAGACAUAUUUUCUGGUCAACUGAAGAGGUCGUUAAUGGUCGUAAUAUCUCCGUCAUCAAAAUGUACGCGGCGGCGCAUACAACAAAAGUUCGCACCUCGGGGAAGAUGACAGGUAUGGCUGUUGAUUGGCUGGCCAGGAACCUGUACUACACCCAGAACUUAAAUGACAAAGGGUUAAUCACCGUCUGUAGCAUAGACAGGAGGGGAGUGUGCAUAACUCUUCUGAAAAGGAGGAGAACAAUACCAUCCUCCAUUACUCUGCAUCCGCCCGAAGGACUCAUGUUUUGGCUGGCGGACACAGAGGGGCGGAUGACAAUCGCCCGCGGCUUCAUGGACGGGACUCACCAGGUGGACAUCGUGAGGUCACGCUUGCAGCGCCCAGUCGCUCUCAAUUUGGACUCCGUCACAAACAGGCUUUACUGGGCCGACGUGGGACUGAGUUCAAUCAGUACUUGUACCUUUGCAGGAAAGGAACAUGCUCCUGUGCUGGAGAGAUUGUCCUCCAACCCGUUUUCACUGGACUUCUUUGAGAACAGUUUGUUCCUGAGCGAACCUUAUUAUGUGGUUCAGUAUGCGAGAUUCAAGGAGACAAGCCACAAGAAAAGGAUAGCGCUGCAGGAGCUGCUGCAACCACGAGGGGUCAAGGUCGUCCACCCUGUCCGACAGGUCGUAACUGAUGGCAAGGGCAACCCGUGCCAGGCGACGAAGUGCAAGCAACUGUGUAUCCUGGUGCCAGGCCGCAAGACGCGGUGUAUGUGUCGGGACGGCAUGAAGUACUCCACCAUCGACAAGAAGUGCCACAACAUAUCCGUGCCAGACUUGCAGAACGAGGUGAUGAGAGGGAUGGAGUGUUUGAAUGGUGGAAUCCAGAAGAAAAACGCGACCCACGGUUCAUACUGCAGCUGCCCGCCGGGCUACGCUGGUUUCCGCUGUGAAGUCUCCAUCACUGCACUGGAGAAGAUGAAGGAGAAGGUUGAGGAAACGAGCAAGGCGUGGGUUGCAGGCGUGGUCUUGGCCAUUCUUCUCUUCACGGCGUGUGCUGCUGGGGCUAUCUAUUUCCUCCGCUCCAAAAGGAAAGGCAUCGACUUGGUGAGCAUCAUCAAGUUCCGCAACCCAACAUUCAGGAAAUCAAAAGAUGAAGAGUCUGAAGAAUUAGUCACGGAGAUAGCUUUUGGCAACCCUGGAUUCCAAGAUUUUGAUGAUAUCCCAGAUCAAGACUGGUUGACUAAACUAGUUGCGUCAACGUCCCGAAUGUCGGUCGACUCCGCGUUCGCAAGUCGCCAGGGCAGUUUUGUCUCCAGUGUAACUGGCCAAGAUGGCUGUCACCUAAACAAGAACACAUAAACCUCAAAUGGGCUACACAUGACUUACUUGAGACUGAUUCAUGUUCGAACCAUAUUUAUCCAUUGUGCCUGUUGGCUUUUGACCAAGCGUAAAUGUGUAAAGAGUGGGGAUUGGUCUUUAAAAAUAAAACAAUAUAUUUUCUGCUGGAUAUAACUUAUUUCUAAAAGGCAAGUUUGUUGUCCUGCAUGUGCUGAGAGAUCUGUAUGGAUAUUUGAUAUUUCCCACCCAUUGUGAGUGUACACCUGAGUGAUUGUAUUCAGUCCCGAAAUCACUGUUACCGCCCGUUUGAUAUUAUCAGAAUAGCCGUCUUCUGUCCAUUGUUGGUAUUUGUUGUGUGUGUUCACCUAUGUUAGAGACACUUGUUUUCUUUGCGACAGUUUUAUGGAUGUUGACAUCUUGAGUAAUCUUACAAAGGUAGAUAGGGGCACGGGCGGCCAGUCGUCUUAGGAUCCGCAAUUCGUUGUGGAGAGUUGCGUCCCUUGGGCACGUCAGAAACCUGAGGUCGAAGGUUCGAAUCACGGUUCGCACCGAUGAUUUUUCUUGGUGUGUCAGCACCAUACCAGUACGAGUUUGUGGAUUUCACCGAA
Haliotis rufescens (red abalone) is the source of this 6151-nucleotide messenger RNA. Its product is annotated as low-density lipoprotein receptor-related protein 2-like. The record is from RefSeq and is a predicted model, not a curated record. The transcript has 38 exons. Gene Ontology annotation, molecular function: calcium ion binding; protein binding. NCBI's taxonomy places the organism in Eukaryota, Metazoa, Mollusca, Gastropoda, Lepetellida, Haliotidae. Bases 63 to 5564 code for a protein of 1833 amino acids.